GCUGGGGAGCUGACACAGUUGACAACCUUUGGCCACGAGAAGAGGCCGGGUUUGAGUCUUGUGGCAAUGACUAGCAGGGUGGCCCCUCGCCCUUUAGUGAUUUUACUAUGGGGACAGGUGGGCACACUGGAAUCACAACCUUCCUGAGGUAACUUCUUUUUGUGUAGGAACAGGUUGCUGAUUAGGGGGAGACUGAGCAAAGCAAAUCCAAAGGAAUUACUUCAGAAAUGCAUCAAAGAAAGGUGGAAAUGCAAUACAGCUGUAAAUGGAAGAAAGAAAAAGUACGAGAACGGUCCACUGGAAGGGCAUGAAACAGCCCAUCAGAACUGCAUGUACUGAAAGGAUGACAAUGGAUUCUGGAGAAAAUGUAAGUUAAAUAUUUAUCUCCCCUCUCGUCAGAUCUCAAGAGACAUUUUACUCAUUUCCUAGUUUUGAAUAAUGGGCUCUUGGAAGCACUGUCUUUUUAGUGUGUCUCUCGUCACGGCCCUGAUUUUCAUAUUUGUUUACAAUAACAAGCUAUGGGAGAAGAAACGUCUUCUGAGGGCGUCUCUUACCAAUGCUUCGCUCUUAGCAGAAACCUGUCAUCAGAUUCUUAAGGGGAAGGUUUUUUACUUAACAGAGAAUGCGUUGAAAACUACCCUCAGUGGAUCUGCCUGUUAUGAAUACAUGGUUCAGAGUCACUAUAUAACAGAAACGCUCUCUGAAGAAGAGGCUGGGUUCCCUUUGGCUUACUCAAUGACCAUCCACAAAGAAUUUGGAACUUUCGAGAGACUCUUCAGAGCUGUUUACAUGCCCCAAAAUGUCUACUGCGUCCAUGUGGACGAAAAGGCAGCAGCUGAAUUUAAAGAUGCGGUGGAGCGAUUGCUGAGCUGCUUCCCGAAUGCCUUUCUGGCCUCCAAGAGGGAGCCGGUUGUCUAUGGUGGGAUCUCCAGGCUCCAGGCGGACCUGAACUGCCUGCGAGACCUGGUGGCCUCCGAGGUCCCGUGGAAGUACGCCAUCAACACCUGUGGGCAAGACUUCCCCCUGAAAACCAACAAGGAAAUAGUUCAGUAUCUGAAAGGCUUCAAAGGGAAAAACAUUACCCCGGGGGUGCUGCCUCCAGAUCAUGCUAUUGGACGGACUAAAUACGUCCACCAAGAAAUAUUGGACACAAAAAAUUCCUAUGUGCAUAAAACAGAAAAAUUGAAAACUUCCCCUCCUCACAACAUAACCAUUUACUUUGGCACUGCCUAUGUGGCCCUCACAAGGGAAUUCGCUAACUUCGUCCUCCAAGACCAGCAUGCACUUGACCUACUGUCCUGGUCCAAGGACACCUACAGUCCUGAUGAGCAUUUCUGGGUGACGCUCAAUAGGCUUCCUGGCAAAACACCUUUCCUGUGGCGAGACAAACUGAUGAUCUAUCAGAAGUCUUCUUGCAGAGAAUACCUGACCCAGAGCCACUACAUCACGGCCCCGUUAUCCAAAGAAGAGGCUGGGUUCCCUUUGGCAUACAUAAUGGUCAUCCAUCACAAUUUUGAUACCUUUGUAAGGCUCUUCAGAGCUGUUUACAUGCCCCAAAAUGUCUACUGCGUCCAUGUGGACGAAAAGGCAGCAGCUGAAUUUAAAGAUGCGGUGGAGCGAUUGCUGAGCUGCUUCCCGAAUGCCUUUCUGGCCUCCAAGAUGGAGCCGGUUGUCUAUGGUGGGAUCUCCAGGCUCCAGGCGGACCUGAACUGCAUCAAAGACCUGGUGGCCUCCGAGGUCCCGUGGAAGUACGCCAUCAACACCUGUGGGCAAGACUUCCCCCUGAAAACCAACAAGGAAAUAGUUCAGUAUCUGAAAGGAUUUAAAGGGAAAAACAUUACCCCGGGGGUGCUGCCUCCGGCUCAUGCUAUUGGACGGACUAAAUAUGUCCACCGAGAGCAUCUGGGCAAAGAGCUUUCCUAUGUGAUAAGAACCGCAGCUCUGAAGCCGCCCCCUCCCCAUAACCUCACCAUUUACUUCGGCUCUGCCUAUGUUGCUCUGUCAAGAGAAUUUUCCAACUUUGUUCUCCGUGACCCACGGGCUGUUGAUCUGCUCCAGUGGUCCAAGGACACUUUCAGUCCUGAUGAGCAUUUCUGGGUGACGCUCAAUAGGAUUCCAGGUAUGUGAGCUCCGUAUUUGGCAUGAUGGUGAUGCCACCCUUGAAAGGGCUUCUCGAGAGCCGGUUCUUUUCAUUUGAGUAGAAGAUGAAAACUAAAACACACAGUUCUCACCCUAACCAUUUCUAAAAGCAGAAUGAUGUUUUUUUAUGUGAUAAUACAAUAUUGUAGCACAGCCAAAUAAUACUUUUCAAUGGUGUUGCUUUGCAGUUCAUCAUGUUCUCUUGCAAUUAUCAUCCUACGAAGUCUUUACCACAAUAGAUAUUGUUGUUCUCAAUCCCCACUAGAGUUCUUUCUCCCAAAUUUGUCAAACUUGCUCUAAUCUCAGGGCCUUUUUCUCGCCCAUUCUCCUGCCUACCCCUCCACAGGCACAGGCUCCUUCUUGUCAGCCAGAUGUCCUCUGAGCUGACCACCCCACCCUGUCUUUCCUUCAAAGAGUUUAUCACCCUCUGGAGUUGUCAUAUUUACUUAU
Messenger RNA from Myotis myotis, 2589 nucleotides. Its product is annotated as N-acetyllactosaminide beta-1,6-N-acetylglucosaminyl-transferase-like. The coding region runs from base 439 to 2127 and encodes 562 amino acids. The transcript has 2 exons. NCBI's taxonomy places the organism in Eukaryota, Metazoa, Chordata, Mammalia, Chiroptera, Vespertilionidae. The record is from RefSeq and is a predicted model, not a curated record. Gene Ontology annotation, cellular component: membrane. Gene Ontology annotation, molecular function: acetylglucosaminyltransferase activity. Gene Ontology annotation, biological process: transforming growth factor beta receptor signaling pathway.